Adineta ricciae is the source of this 501-nucleotide messenger RNA. Lineage: Eukaryota; Metazoa; Rotifera; Eurotatoria; Adinetida; Adinetidae. The record is from the annotation of a GenBank genome assembly.
AUGGCCAAUGAAGAAAGACAACAAGAAAAUAUUCAAGCGCCAGUCACACCAUGGAAUUUAGCGAUUUAUUACCGACGAAUUUUUCCAUCACAUGUUUAUUGUAAAUGGUUAGCGUAUGGAGAACCUGCUGCUUGUCCGCAGUUUUCUCAACGAGAAUUCAGUUUUACACUUGAAAAUGAUGUUUAUCGUCGUUACCUUUCGUUUACUAAUCAUAUCGAAUUUGAAAAAGAAUUGAUUAAAAUGUGUCCGGAAAAGAUCGAUAUCGGUGCAGUUUAUUCGGCCAAACCAAAAGAUCAUAAAAUGCUUUCGACUGCACAGUUUUAUCCAAUCGAACGCGAGCUUGUCUUUGAUAUCGAUAUGACUGAUUAUGACGAUGUGCGAUUCUGUUGUCGUGGUGCGGAUAUUUGUUCGAAAUGCUGGACUUUAAUGAGAUUUGCCAUGCAAAUUAUUGAUCGUGUUUUAUAUGGUUUGUUUUCUCUUUCGAGAAAUGCACGAAAAUGA